Messenger RNA from Penicillium taxi, 2094 nucleotides. RefSeq names its product putative NADH-ubiquinone oxidoreductase 64 kDa subunit. The record is from RefSeq and is a predicted model, not a curated record. Gene Ontology annotation, molecular function: calcium ion binding; NADH dehydrogenase activity. NCBI's taxonomy places the organism in Eukaryota, Fungi, Ascomycota, Eurotiomycetes, Eurotiales, Aspergillaceae. Bases 1 to 2094 code for a protein of 697 amino acids. The transcript is spliced from 4 exons.
AUGAGCGUGGCCUUGCGCCGGUGCCGUCCGGAUGGCUCCACGUUGCGAUCAAUCGGAUCUUUUUCAGCUCGUUUAAACGUCUCGAGCGGACCUCUACCAGCUCGCAGCUCUGUUGCACGUUCUCUGAACACAUAUCGACGACCCAUACAGCCUCGUUAUCUCGGUUUAGCCCCCAAUGGAUUGGCUUUGGUCCGUGGGCUGAAGUCCGAUGCCGCAGCAAAGAAGCCUAUUCGAAAUGCUCUUCACAAGACGUUUACUGCCUGCGGAGUGUUUGUGAUUGGCUCCAGUAUCUGUAUUGUUGGCUUUUUCAUUUACGAUGCUACCACCUACCGCGAAAUUCGUUCGGGAGAAGAUAUCCCUAUCUCAGAAUUGGCGCUUAAUCCACGUAUUGGUGGUCCCAAGAAUCUCCCUAUCGCAGAGUUCCUUGUUAGCGACUACGAUUCCGACGAAAUGAUUACGCAGAAGGACAAGCCACGUCUGGUGAUCCUAGGAACUGGUUGGGGCAGCAUCGCGCUAUUGAAGGACUUGAAUCCUGGUGAUUACCAUGUUACUGUUGUUUCACCCACGAACUAUUUCCUAUUUACUCCCAUGCUGCCAUCUGCGACAGUCGGUACAUUGGGUCUCCGUUCAUUGGUUGAACCUGUCCGGCGCAUCAUUGAUCGUGUUAACGGUCACUUUAUGAAGGCUACAGCUACGGAUGUUGACUUUUCAGAGAGGCUUGUUGAGGUCUCGCAGGUUGACGAGAGUGGUACAACCAGAAAUUUCUAUAUUCCAUACGACAAGCUCGUUGUUGGCGUUGGUAUGUUUGAUCCUAGUACACCUCGACGCUGCGUUACAAACCCGCAUGGUGUCAAGGGCCUGGAGAACUGCAACUUCCUGAAAACAAUUGAUAACGCUCGUGAAAUCAAGAACAAGGUCCUGGAUAACAUGGAAUUGGCUUGUCUUCCCACCACUUCCGAUGAGGAGCGCAAGCGUCUCUUGUCUUUUGUGGUCUGUGGUGGUGGCCCAACCGGUGUUGAAUUUGCUGCUGAGCUUUAUGAUCUGUUGAACGAGGACCUGUUGCAUUCUUUCCCUCGUAUUAUUCGGAAUGAGAUUUCUGUCCACAUCAUUCAGAGCCGCUCUCAUAUCCUAAACACAUAUGAUGAGGCGCUAUCCAAGUAUGCCGAAGGCCGGUUUUCUCGCGACGGCGUCGAGGUAUUGACCAAUGCUCGUGUCCAAGAAGUGAAAAACGACCGUGUUGUUUUCAGUCAGGUAGAAGAUGGGGAGACUAUUACCAAGGAGAUCCCCACUAGUUUCUGUCUAUGGUCGACCGGUGUUGCUCGCUCUGAAUUAUCUGAAAAAAUCUGCGAUAAGCUUGAAGGACAAAACAAUAAGCAUGCCAUUGAGACCGACUCCCAUCUCCGCGUGAUUGGUGCCCCAUUAGGCGAUGUCUACGCCAUUGGAGAUUGUGCUACUGUUCAGAACAACGUCGCUGAGCACGUCAUCAAAUACCUGCGCACUAUCGCAUGGGAGAAGGACCUCGAUCCCGAGAAGGUGCAGCUCACCUUCUCUCAGUGGAGCGAGGUUGCCAGCAAAGUGAGGAAGCGCUUCCCGCAAGCCUCUAGCCACCUCCGUCGAGUCGACCGUCUCUUUGAGCAAUACGACAAGGACCAAUCCGGAACCCUCGACUACGGCGAGCUGAACGAGCUCCUUCACCAGAUUGACACCAAGCUUACCUCCUUGCCAGCAACUGCCCAGCGUGCGAAUCAGCAGGGUUUGUAUUUGGGCCGCAAGCUGACCAAGAUCGCUGCUGCCCUUCCUGGUCUUAUAGCCAAUGAGGUUAAUUACGGUGAUCUUGACGACACGGUCUACCGCGCUUUCAAGUACACUCACCUCGGUAGUCUGGCGUACAUUAGUAACGCGGCUAUCUUCGAUUUCGGUGGCAUGAGCUUCAGUGGUGGUAUUAUCGCUAUGUAUCUCUGGCGCAGUAUCUACUUCGCUCAGAGUGUCAGCUUCCGCACCCGGUGCAUGCUGGCAAUGGACUGGGCGAAGCGCACUCUUUUUGGAAGAGGUAUGUCUAUUCUACUUCUGUCUUCAUUAUUGGAACAAAACUAA